This is a messenger RNA of Rotaria sp. Silwood2, 3936 nucleotides long. Lineage: Eukaryota; Metazoa; Rotifera; Eurotatoria; Philodinida; Philodinidae. The record is from the annotation of a GenBank genome assembly.
AUGAAAGCUGCCGAAGAUGAAAAUAUAUUCAAAGAAUUGUGUGAGUCAAACGGAAUUAAUUACGACGCAUUUCAACGUAAUCAUGGUGGAGUCGAUACAAAUAUUGAAGUUCUUGAAAUGUUCUUUUCUGGUUUACCUCGUCUGAUAAGUCUUAAACCAUUUCCAAAUCUACUUAAGCUCGUUAUUGUCAAUCAAACUAUUGAACGUAUCGAAGGUUUAGAUGCAUGUACCAAUUUACAAGAACUUUGGAUUACUGAAUGUACAUCACUUGCUGAAAAUACUGAACUUGAAGUAUUAAAUCUUGCUGAUAAUAAAAUCAGUUCAUUUCAAGACAUUACUAUAUUAACCAUGCUACCAAAAUUGCGCAAUAUUGCUUUUAGUGAUCCGGUUUAUGGAGGUAGAAAUCCUGUGGCCUCUAUGGCAAAUUAUCAUGUUCAUAUUUUAUAUCAUUUACCACAACUUGAAUAUAUUGAUGGACUACAUAUUACUACAAGACAAGUUGCUGAACAAGCUGAAGCUACAGUAACUAAAAAGAAAAUGUGGUAUCAUAUGAAAUCUAAAACAUUAGAACGAGAAUAUGAUGAAUUUCAAGUACGUCUUCGACAAUUAAGAAAAAAGAAUGAACAUGUACCUGAAGAACAUAUACGUUUAUUAAACAAAUAUCUUCAACGUUUAAAACAAGAAUUACAUUUACCAGAACGAAAUUCUCAAACACGUUCUGCUGCUGGUGAUCAUAAUGAACGUGAAAGAUCCGAAAAACAAAUUGAAAUAUUACGACAACGCUUAACUGUUUGGCAAAAUAUUUUAAACAAUUUUGCUGCUCAAUAUGAAACUGCUCAUAUGAUUUUACUUCAACAAAAAGCUCAACUUGCAUCACGUAUUCAAUUAGAAUUAAUUAGUGGUGGAAAUAUUCGUUUUGAAGAAGGAGAUGUUAAUGAUGUUUGGUUUAAUGCAGCCAAAGAUCUUCUUCUAUCACGUUUUUGUUCCUCGAUCUAUAGUCGUUAUCAUAUAACUGGUAUUAAAAUACAUCGUAUAACAAGAUUGUUUAAUCGACCAAAAAAAUUACAAUUUGAUCAUAGUCUAGAUUUUAUUCUUGAUGAAGAUGAUGAUCCAAUCAAAACAAAAUCAAUUCAAUCAAAACUUGAAUAUUUAUUCUAUUGUAUACAACCAUUACGUCGACAACAAAAUGAUCAUAUGUAUCAGUUUACAACUAUAGAAUCAAUUUCUGAACAUGGUUUUCCAAAUGCUGAAAUAUACAAACAAUUGGGUCAAGAAGAAGCCAUACCAUUUUCAAAUUCACUUGCCGUUAGUGAUUAUCUUCGUAUUGAACAAGCUGGUUUUCAAAAUCGAGAUAAAUAUCGUUUUGGAAGUGUUCUUAUGGCUAAAAUAUACAUUGGUUCAUCGACAACAACGCCAGUAAAAGAAUUACCAUUUCCUGACUACACGCCAGAUUCAAGUUUUAAUAAAGGACAUUGUGAUUGUGGAGCUCAACAACAACAAUGGUUUUUAUUUGAUCCAUUACAUGCUUAUGCUGAAUAUAUUAUUGAAUAUGAAUAUUUAUUUUCUGUUUCUAAUAAUACACUUAGUGAUCAAUUAAGUCGAAUAAAACUUGAAAAAAUCGAUGAUUCAAUUGUAACAACAUAUCAAGAAGAAAUAAGUCGUGAUAAUUUUAUAUUACCAUCAAAAGAUGAUGAACUUCCACCAAAAAUAAGUGAAUUAACUGAAGAUAAACUUUUAAAAAUAGUAAAUGAAACAAAUUUAUCAAAUAUAAUUGAACUUAAUUUAGCUUGUUGUAAUUUACAAUCAAUAAAAAUUUUAUCCGAAUUAAAAAGUCUUCGUACACUUAAUUUAACAUUUAAUGAUUUAGUUAAACUAGAUGAAUUAUGUUAUUUUUAUGCACUUGAAUCAAUUGAUUUAAGUUAUAAUAAAUUAACUACAUUAGAUGGUAUAAAAGGUUUAACAAAAUUAAUAUCAUUUAUUGCAGCAAAUAAUUUUCUUAAAAAAUCAUUGGAUGAUAUAUUAACCCUGAAACGUUAUUGUACGAAUUUAUUGCAUCUUGACCUUCGUGGAAAUCCACUUGAUAAACCGGAAACUUAUCGAGCUCGUACACUUGCAUUAUUACCUAAUUUAAUGUCAAUCGAUGGAAUAAAAGUAACUAAUCACGAACGUCAAAAAGCUGAAGAAUGUCAAUCAGAAGAAUCAUGUUCUCAUGAAAAUCUUAUCCUUCAUAGUCGUACUCAUCUAUAUCGUCCACGAGAUUUACGUUGUCAUUUUAUUGCUAAAUAUUAUGAUAUGUAUAUUAAUGAUCCACUUGGUAUUCAUCAACCAAAACUUGAAGAUAUCUAUUGGGCGUCAACAAUUACGAGUCUAUGUUUAAAUAAUGUUUAUCUAACAAAACUACCUGAUUUAUCAAAUAUGAUUUGUUUACGUUGGGCAUCAUUUGAUAAUAAUUGUUUAACACAAAUUCGAGGUCUUGAACAACUUGUUAAAUUAGAAGAAUUAUCAAUAGAAAAUAAUUUUUUAACAAUUAUUGACGGUAUUGAAAAUUUAACAACAAUUGAUCAUAAUCGAUUACAUAGUCUAAUAAAAUUAGGUAGAUCUUUAACAUUAAUUGAAUUAUAUGCUGGAAAUAAUUUAAUAAAAAAUAUUCGAGAUAUUUUUCAUUUAAAACCAUUAUCAAAUUUAUUGAUAUUAGAUUUAUGGGGUAAUCCAAUAUGUCAUGAAGCAGAAAAAUAUCGUUUAUUUAUUAUUUAUCAUUUGAAAGCAUUACGAGCUUUUGAUGGUUAUGCUGUGGAAAUUCAAGAAAGUGGUGAAGCUCGAGAAACAUUUGGUGGAAAAUUGACACCUGAUUUUAUUGUAGAAAAAUUAGGACAUAGUAAUUUUUCAGAAAUAAAACAACUUGAAUUACCUCAAUGUUCAAUUCGUGGUGUUGAAUUAAAUAUUCAAUUUCUUGCACUUAAAUGUGUUAAUCUUGAACAUAAUCAAUUAACAAAUUUUUCCGGUCUUAUUCAUUUACCUAAUUUAAAGAUACUUUGUUUAAAUUAUAAUCGUAUUGAAAGUAUUCUUUAUCGACCAUCAAGACCUCGAGUUGAUAAUCGUGGAAAACCUAUUAUUGAAAAUGUUGAUAAUCGAGUUGUUUUAGAAAAUCUUGAAGUUCUUCAUUUGGCUUAUAAUAAUAUAACUGAUCUUAUUGGACUUCAAUUAAAUAAAAUUCCGUCAUUACGAUCUCUAUUUCUUCAAGGAAAUGAAAUAACAAAAAUUGAAGGUCUUGAAGCAUUACGUAAUUUACGUGAAUUAGUCUUAGAUAAAAAUAAAAUUCGUGUUAUAACGGAAACAUCAUUUUUCUUUCAAACAAAUCUUGUUGAAUUACAUUUAGAAGAAAAUCGUAUACGAGAAUUAUCUUAUUUUGAUCGUAUGAUUAAAUUAGAAAAACUUUUUUUGGGUUCAAAUAAAGUUCAAGAAAUAUCAGAAAUAGAAAAAUUAACACCACUUAUUUGUCUCGGUGAAUUAUCUCUUAUUAAUAAUCCGGUGUCUCGUAAAACAAUUUAUCGAUUUUUUAUUACAUAUCGAUUACCACAAAUACAAAUACUUGAUGAACAACUUAUUACGGAAGAAGAUCGAUUUCGAGCAGAAAUUUAUUAUGCUGAAACUUCACAAGCAGCUGGAGUACCGGGAACUGUAAACGAAAUAUUUCCUGGCUUAUUAACUACUGCACAACAACAACAGCAGCAACAACAACAACAACAACAGCAGCAACAACAGCCAAUGCGAAUUAAUCAAGUAGCGUAUAAUGAUGGUUAUGGUACUUCAAAUUUAAUUGAUCAAAUUCGUUAUCGUCAAAUGCAGAUACGCAUAGCAGCUGCUAAUAUAAGUAAUCCCAAUAAUAAUUCAAAUGGAAAACUUAAUAAUGCACGUUUUUUACCUAAUGAUCGAUAA